GGAGAGAAGGAGGGAGAUGAUGUUUUAGGCUCUGUGGGGUACUACUGAAAAGUUGUUAGGAGGCCAGCUGACCUCUCUUCUGAAUCUCAUUUGACAGUCGCUGGGUGAGAGGACUCCCGUGUGAUUAAAACUAUUUUGAGGAGACUUCAACUUGUAGCUAAAGAUUGGCCUUGUCUUUUAAUAAUUGGCCUGGAUUUCUUAUGUGGUCUCUGUGGUUUGUUAGGUGGGUAAUGUUGAUCAUUUAGAUUUACAUUUGGCAGAUGGCUCAUUUAAGAGGGGACGGGUCCGUGCAGUGUUGACCUAUAUAUACUGAACAAUGUAGGAACAUUUCUACGUUCAGCAUUUGCCUUGGUUUGAAAAGAAUGUACUACUAUAUUUCCAGACAGAAUUCAGAUGCUCUCAGGAGCUCGUGCAAAAGCACAUUUCUGUCCCAGUGUGUUUGUCUGCUCUACCUCUAUGCCAUAGAAUGACUCUGGAAACCCACAUUCUUAUUUACUCUGUGGUAAAAGAACGUGAGGACCCUACUGUCCCUUGCUCCAUGAUAUCUCCAUGUUGUUGUUGUUGUUGUUGUUGUCCUCAUUGUGGGGAAUAACAGGGACAUGUGCAUCUAUGCCAUGUUAUGCAGACGCGCACAUGUACACACACACACCUUGUUAUUUUUAGUAUGACUUUGCUAUUGAUUACUGCAUUGUUGGGGUUCGAGCUUGCAAGAAAGACAUAUCACUGUGCAUGUGACAUUAAAACUUGAAACAGACACACAGAGGCGAGGUAUGUGUGUGUUCUGUGUACACGGUGCAGGGCCAGGCACAUAAUCUACUGCAAACAGCCAGAGUGGCAGACGGGGCAAAAACAAGCCCAAAGGUUACCUCCUAUCCCUUUACCCUCUAGUCUACGCCUUCCCCUGGCUGUAGUGGAUGGGGCUGCCUGGAGGUGUGGAGAGGGGAUCCAGUACACCGUGGGAAACAGAGCCACUGGGUGGAACAGGAAGGUGGGAUGUAUAAGGGAUCCACUUCAAAGCAACAGCAGCUGUGUUUUAACAACCCUGAUGAACUGACAUGGUGGAAACAUCUAGUACAGUAGGUUAGAGCAGGACUGACUGUAGGCACCAGACAAUGGGUGCUGAUAGGCAGGCGUUUUCUUUGAUUCUAUAGUGGGACUUGACAGUAAUAUGCAUACGUGCAUCUUUCAUGCUUCUAUACAUGUAUAACUCUGUUGUAUACAUUGGUGAAAGUCAUCCAGUAAAAUAUUAUUAUGAGUAAAUGUCUUAAAGUAUUUGGUUUAAUAUAUAUUUAAUUGUGCACGUUGCAGAAAUCACUUCGCCAUUUCCUCAUUGCUAAAAUUCUUUGUUGUGCCAUCCUAACCGCUGUGAAAUGUAUUUUCAAUUACAAAAAAUAUUGUUUGAAGCUGGUGUACAAAACCGGAAGUAAAAUACGCAAAAAUGAAAUUUAAGAAUAUGGAGCAUAGAAAUAGCGCACAUACUGCUUCUUAGACUUGCUUUCACUGAGAAUGACAGACCGAUAACUGAUAUUUCUAUGUGAAUUUGGUCCGUAGCCCAAAAAGUUACAUAUUGCAGCUUUAAGUAUCAAAUUGUAAAUCUAAUUGCUGAAAUAUACUUGACUUCAACAGGAUCGGUGUCCCGUCCACGGGACGGUUGAGCAAACGUAGGCUAAUGCGAUUAGCAUGAGGUUGUAAGUAACAACAAUAUAUUCCAGGACAUAGACAUAUCUGAUAUUGGCAGAAAGCUUCAAUUCUUGUUAAUCUAACUUCGCUGUCCAAUUUACUGUCGCUAUUAUAGUGAAAGAAUACCAUGCUAUUGUUUGAGGAGAGUGCACAAUUUUGAACAUGAAAGUUAUUAAUAAACAAAUUAGGCACAUUUGGGCAGUCUUGAUACAACAUUUUGAACAGAAAUGCAAUGGUUCAUUGGAUCAGUCUAAAACUGUGCACAUGCACUGAUGGCAUCUAGUGGCCAAAAUCUAAAUUGCACCUGGGCUGGAAAAAUACAUUAUGGCCUUUCUCUUGCAUUUCAGAGAUGAUGGUACAAAAAAAUACAAAAGAACGGUUGUUUUUUUCUUUGUAUUAUAUUUUACUAUAUAUAUUGUGUUAUAUUCUACUACAUUCCUUUCACAUUUUCAUAAACUUAAAGUUGUUUCCUUUCAAAUGGUACCAAGAAUAAGCAUAUCCUUGAUUCAGGUCCUGAGCUACAGGCAGUUAGAUUUGGGUAUGUCAUUUUAGGAGAAAAUUGAGAGAAAAAAAGUCUAAUCCUGUAUCAAAAGUAAAAAUACAAAUCAUUUCAAAUUCCUUAUUUUAAUCAAACCAGACGGCACCAUUUUCUUGUUUUUAUUUAUUUAAGGAUAGCCAGGGACACACUCCAACACGCAGACAUAAUUUAGAAAUGAAGCAUGUGUGUUUAGUUUGUCCGCCAGAGGCAGUAUGGAUGACCAGGGAUGUUCUCUUGAUAAGUGCGUGAACUGGACCAUUUUCCUGUCCUUUCCUGUCCUGUAAUGAGUACUUUUGGGUGCUAAGGAAAGUGUAUGGAGUAAAACGUUAUUUUCUUUAGGAAUGUAGUGAAAAGUAAAAGUUGUCAAUUUUUUAAAUUGUAAAGUACAGGUACCCCCAAAUACUUCAGUAGUACUUAAGUACUUUACACAUGGGUACUAUACUAUGUUAUUACUUUGUUGUUGCACAUUUCUAGUACAUCAAUGCAGUUCUUUAUCUCGCAAUGUGAUCUACUGUUGGUGUUGACAUGCCUGCCUGUAGCCCCCGUGGUUGUUAGUCAGUCAGUCAGUCAGACAGUCACACUCUAGCACAUCUACAGUACAUUUGCAGUGUGUCUCUCUGCACCUCCCCAGCGCUCCAGCUCUCCCCUUGAGUUCUUAGUGCCUAGCUAGCUAGAGAUCCCUGGGAGCGUGGCCCAGUUUCACGGUACCAGUAUUAGCUUGGAGAGAGGCUAUUACUGUCUCUAAUGUGAGCCAGGAGAAGUGGGAAUAACACGAAGACCUGAGAUAAUUGCAGCGCCAAAGACCCUCCAGCCCCCUCUACACGGACACAAGUACGCACACACACCCGUCUCUGCCUGGCAGAUAGGGAACAUGGGAGGGAACAGAAGUAUUUUCUGGAUGGAUGGGAUUAGAGAGCAUCUCCCGUAGAGGGAUGUUGCCCUUUUUGAAGCAGAUUGCCCUGUCAGGGUUAGGGCUAUGUUUAAUGAAGAGAGGAACACACAUAACGUCUUCCACUGCCGCUGGUGGGUGGGCGAUUAGCUCUGUAGCCGGGGUAUGUUAUGCAGAGUUAGGAGUGGUGGGAGAGGGUUUGAGGGUUAAAUGCAGGAGACAAAGAGAUGAGACAAGGAGAGCAGACAAUGCUGGGCCUCUCUGUCUCUCUGUCUCUCUGUCUCUCUCUCUUUCCUUGAUCCCCUCUUGCCCCUUCACCUCUUUGCAGUACUAGUUGUUCUCCCAGCAGGUUGUUUGUUUUCCUGGGGUAGCUAGCCUGGGGGCAGGGGGCCUGACGACACCCAGCCGUGUGGUGAACAAGCUAACUGAGCUGUGUAGAAUGUGUCCCCUGCCUGCCCUUUGUGGCUGUGUGGCUGUGUUGUCUUCCCUGUGCCGAAUGGGGACUCUGAUACUGGCCUUUGCUGUAGCCUUCAGCCCCUUAGGCCCAGUGUAUGAACUAAUAAUCACAGAAGCAAUGUGAUAGAUGGUCGUGGCCAGAGAGCUGCCAUGUGUGUAACCUCCUUAUCACUGCCUCAGCCUAAGUCACGUUUCAGCAGCCUCACAUGUGCUUGGCUCUCAAUAACACGUAUAGACUCAUGGCAUAGGAUUAUAGAAUGGAAUUUACACAAACAAGUAGGCUAUUCAACUACUGAAAUAUUGAGAUGGUUUGAAUGGAUUGUAGGAUGGUCUGUUAAGCAAAAUUACAUUUUACUGUAGUUUUCAUCACUAUAGUGUAGUUUAUUCCUCCCAAGAAUUGUGAGAUUUGUAAAUCAGAAGGGGAUUUUUACUGUCAUCAUCUUUUAAAACCAAACAAUUUAAAGUAAUUAUUCUGCCACAGUACAUUAACAUGUUGAGAAUGGAGGGCCAUAUCUCUGUAGUACACUAAUCCAGCCAGAAAGUGGCAAUGUAGAGUUGUGAAUUCAGAUCCCUCUCCCAGUUCUCACUGACCAGUGUUCACAGCCCUGUCAUAGAUUUCCACCCAGCCUGGCCCAGCGUAGUUCACUCAAGUUGUAUUGAAACCAGACAUGCAUAAUAAAUGGUAUCAUUAGGCUUGCAAAUAUUUGCCAGCGCUCCUAAAAAACGAGUCCCUUUUCUCACAUAUGUUGGCAUGGCACCCCUAUUCGGCUUUAACCUCACAUAGUUAUAAGCCAAAUGGCGAUGGACACUAGAAACAGAGCAAUCAAAUACAUUCCACUGCUCUAUGAUGAUUUUAUGCCUUUCCAAAACAGCUUUUUAUUUGAGGUAGUGUGCUGACCUCAGACUGGUGACUGGGUUGUCGAGAGAAAAGCUGUGCCAGAGGUAGAGUUGAAUGUUUUUCACCACAUCAAACAACCCAAUUGUACUUCACACUAGAGCUAGCUCUUCAUCUGGAUAGAGCAUGGUUUCAUGCAGCCCUACUCUGGAAUAUUAAAAUCAUGCCCAUUACAACACCUAUAACCUUUUAUGGUGCCUUGUUAAAGAUCACCUUCUGUUUUUAGAUGAAUCACAAUGGCUGCUAAGCCUGUCACCCAGAUAGCCCUAAAAAAAUACACACUAAUCAGCAACAGGAUUUUAGAAAAAGAUUGUUCACAUUCCUUGAGGUCUGCCUUUUUUUAUUUUUACAAUCAAUUUCCUGAUCUCGCUCAGUGAGGAAUGCAGAGAUAUCCGGUGUCAGGGGGACGCGAUGGAGGGGGUUGCACAUGGUCCCCUCUCUCUCUCUCUCUCUCUCUCUCUCUCUCUCUCUCUCUCUCUCUCUCUCUCUCUCUCUCCCAUCCUGCUGAAGAGAUAGGAGAGGGGAGAAGAAGUUCUGUCUAGAAUGCCUUCAGAGCCACUUCCAGAAGCUUCGCCACGAGGAGACAAUAACACUCUAACCAGCCUCAGCUUGAGGACAUGUUUUAAUUUUUUUAUGGCUGGAAAACCCACAUGAUCAGGUGCACGGAGAGGGCCUUUGGAUACUGGCAGAGAGAGGGGCCAAAGACAUGAAGAACCGGCUUGCUUUCCUGAGGAGGAGGAAUGAGUCUCCCGGAAGCAACCCAGCUGGAAAAUUCGACAAGUCCUUGAAGUCAGUAAAGCCCACCCCGGAGGAGGCACUCAAAUGGGGGGAAUCUCUGGACAAGCUGCUGGCCCAUAAAUAUGGCCUGGCAGCAUUCAGAGCUUUCCUGCGCACAGAGUUCAGCGAAGAGAAUCUGGAAUUCUGGCUAGCAUGCGAGGAUUACAAAAAGAUUAAAUCGCAAUCCAAGAUGGCGUCCAAAGCCAAGAAAGUAUUUGCUGAAUACAUCGCCAUCCAGUCUUGUAAAGAGGUGAACUUGGACUCGUACACCCGAGAGCACACCAAGGACAACCUUCAGAAUGUGACGCGUUCCUGCUUCGACCUGGCCCAGCGCAGGAUAUAUGGCCUGAUGGAGAAGGACUCAUACCCCCGCUUCCUCCGCUCAGAGCUCUACAUGGACUUAGUCAACCAGAAGAAGGCCAGCACCACGUCCACCUCCUCAUCGUCGUAAACACACCGAGAGAGAAAGUGAGAGACAACGACGAAAGAGAGAAAACAUUGACUUGAAAGCAGGGGUGUUGAUUUUUUUUAUACGUUCGCUGUUUUGUUUUGUUUUUGCCAUCUUCCUGUCCCACUAUAAUUUGGGUGUGAGAGAGACAGAAAGCUAGGCUGUGGCAUUGAGGGGGAUGUUGCUUACACAACGACCAUGAUGACGGACCGAUGGUGGAUGGAUGAAGGGAUGGAGAGGAGAGCCCAGUCAGGACAGCUGGUCAAGUCGUGGCUGCUGGACGCUUCUCUGAUCACUCUCAUUGAUAAUUGAUCACUGUCUGUCAUAACGAUAUACGUUGGUUUGUCCGGACGUAAUGUAGAAAGGAUGGGGUGCUGAAACCUCCGCAGACAUGAAGACAGUCCGGUACUGUUUUGGCGCUUUUGUUGAUAUUUUCCUUCUUUUUGUUUUACACCCCCCAUUCUCCUCCUCCAUUAGAGUUCAAAUGCUGUUGGUACGACGCAAAGGUUUGUUUUGUCCUAGAUUCUCAAUGUCUCACAAUGACCAUUUCUAAACGGGCUGCGAGAAAAAGGAGAAACGUGAUAGCUGGAUCAUUGUCUGGAUGACUGGACGAAAGGCCACUUUUUGUUUGGUUUUGCAUCUUUUUUUCUGUUCACGGUGAAACACAACUCUCUCAAGCACAGUCAGCAUCUGUUCUGUUCAGCAUUCUCUCACAGGGUCUCACCUUGUCGCAUUCAUCCAAAUCAUACAGCAAAAGACACUGAGAAACAGAGGGAAAAGAGAGAGAGAGAAAGAUGGAAAAAUAUCAACAAUGGAACGGACCAAAACUGCAAAAGCAGAGAUGUGCCACUCUAACUCGAAAAGACUUGCUGCCUGUUUCCAAAGACCGUCGAAAAAAGAGAAGUAACACUUGACUGUGUUCUGAUAAGCAAUUCAUUGUAGCGCCACCUAGACUCAACGAGGCAGCAUUCUCAGGACAUUAAGGCACUUGACUAUGAAGCUUCCAAGCUUGAUUUUUAUUGUUAUUCAUUUUUGUUUUUACACAUAACAUGUUUUUGUUUUUUUAUCGUUUUAAGUUCAAACCUGCACUCCAUAAGUAUACUGAGCAAUACUGUUGGGAGGUUGCUCUUUUCAUAGACAUAAAAAAUAAAACAAACGCUUCACCUGUACAAAGGUCUGCCUAUUUAUUUAGAUAUCUUGCUGGAUGCUUCACCCAUUGCACUCAGAUGAAAGCUCUCCCUUCCCCUAACAACAAACCAGGUCCACCGCUGUCCUGGCUUUAAGUGCAAUAUGUUUUUGUUUAUUUUCCUUUUUUUCCAUUUUUAUCCGAAAGACAAUGUCUUGAGCUCUGUAUUAUACACUUUAUUUGUAAGAGUUGUGCUGCAAAAUUCUGCUAUAAAGUUGAUUUACAGUUUAAGUAAUUAAUCAAGAAUAGAUACAUGCAUUUAAGCAAGUCAUUCUAACUGUGUACCCUGGCAGCAGGCAGCUAGGGGUUAAGGAUGUACAUAUAAUUCUUUAAGAAAAUAAAGAAAAAAAACAGAAAAAAACAAGAGGUUUCACUUGUGUUGAGCUGGAACCUGGCUGUAUCUAUGUAAAUAUGAGAGACUCAAAGCUAUAAGAUGACAUGUAUUGUUAUAGAAAUGAGGAAGGGUGGCUACGGUCUGCCCUUUCCUGGUCAUACACUGCUUGUCAGGAGUUUUCUGAAAUGUAUUUGAUCAUUUUCAUUGUUUACAAUUCAAACGCAUCUCCCAAGAUAGCAAGCGAAAAAGACAAUAGAAAUACAUUUGGUGUUAUUGCUGAAAAUAAAUAAAAUAACCAACUGGUGAAAUGAUAAAUAA
Oncorhynchus masou masou (cherry salmon) is the source of this 7521-nucleotide messenger RNA. RefSeq names its product regulator of G-protein signaling 3-like. Gene Ontology annotation, molecular function: protein binding. The record is from RefSeq and is a predicted model, not a curated record. The coding region runs from base 5165 to 5686 and encodes 173 amino acids. Lineage: Eukaryota; Metazoa; Chordata; Actinopteri; Salmoniformes; Salmonidae. Gene Ontology annotation, cellular component: nucleus; plasma membrane. The transcript has 5 exons.